This is a messenger RNA of Sungouiella intermedia, 4149 nucleotides long. NCBI's taxonomy places the organism in Eukaryota, Fungi, Ascomycota, Pichiomycetes, Serinales, Metschnikowiaceae. The record is from the annotation of a GenBank genome assembly.
AUGCAAGAUGUCGAAACUGCCACUUCAAAGUCGCUCAAACAGAAGCGAUUGCUUUCGUUUUUGGUGAGAAAUGUUGCUCCUCGAGCAGAUGCGUCGGACAAAAAACCGUUCCCUGUGGGGAAGGCCGGUGUAGUCUCUAAAACUUUCUUCUGGUGGACAAACCCUAUCAUGAAGGUUGGAUACACCAGAACUUUGGAGCCCAACGAUUUGUUCCAGCUCGAAGGAGAUUGGACUGUAAGACAAUCCACCCAAACUGUGAAGGCUGAAUUGAACAAGUUAUCUAAAAGUGAAUUAACUUACAAAGAUAUCAUGCUGGUGCUCAUUCGCACAUUUUGGCAAGAAUGGGUGAAGAUCCUAUUGAUUCUUACGUUGUUCGGCACAAUGGACAGUUUCAGUCCUCUUGUAACGAAGCACUUGAUCAUUGCCAUUGAGGAACGUAUGUCGGGCUACAAGAAUGCGAUCGGAAAAGGUGUUGGUAUUGCCGUUGCGUCUAACUUCAUGACUUUAUCGGUGGAAAUCUUGAUAGCACAUGCAUCCUUCCGAGCAUUAGCUUUAGGCACCAGGAUCAAGUGCAUUCUUACAUCUUUGAUCUUAGAAAAGCUGUUCAAGUUGAGUCCAAAGGGACGUCACAAGUUCCCCACUUCCAAGAUUACCUCCAUCUGUACGACGGACCUCUCUCGAAUUGAAAUUGCAUGUCUUUAUGCUUCUUUCCUUCUUCUUGCUCCCAUUCCUGUGAUCGUGUCCAUUGUUCUUUUGGCAAUCAAUCUUGGAGUCACUUCCGUAGUAUCAGUUGGAUUGUUGGUGGCCGCCUCUAUCUCGUUGUCAUUUUCGGUCAAGAAGCUUUACGCAUACCGGUCGUUUGUGGUCAACAUCACCGACAAGCGAGUGAACAUAAUGAAAGAGAUUGUGUCGAACUUAAAGAUCAUCAAAUUCUACAACUGGGAAAUGCCCUACUUUAAAAGCUUAAUGGAAGCCAGAAACAGUGAGAUCUCGGUGAUUUUGAAGAUUCAGACAUUAAGAAACAUAUUGAACACGACUUCUAUUACCUUGACAGCUUUGGUUUCUAUGGUUUCCUUCAUUGUUUUGUAUGCCAUCGAAGGUCGUUCUCGACUGGCUGCCAAUGUCUUUUCUGCCUUGCAAUCAUUCUCCACCUUGUCUAUCGUCCUUAAUGUCGUCCCUUUGGCUCUCUCAUCUGUGGCCGACUUCGUCAACGGUUUAAAAAGAGUGGCCGAUUUGCUCUCUCAGGAGGAAGUUUCAGGUGAAAGUCACUACAAUAUAAUUAGCAAGGAUGGUCCUGCUAUAAAUGUCAAAGAUGCAACAUUCAUCUGGGAACAAUUUGAUGAUGAAGAUGAUGCAGAAGAUGAAAAAUCGAUCGAUGACGGAAAUGCAUCUGUUUAUAAUCAGGGAAUUGCCAUGAAAGAUUUGAGUGGAAUUUCAGACAAUGAAAACCAGAAUCAGAAGCUUAUGUCUUUAAACAAUGUGAAUUUGAAGAUUGAUAAAGGUGAUUUCGUGGUCGUCACGGGCUCCAUUGGCUCUGGAAAGAGUUCGUUAUUGAAUGCUCUCGCAGGAUUCAUGACUUGCGAGUCUGGCUCGGUUGAAGUGAACGGAGAGCUCAUUUUCUGCGGAGAGCCAUGGAUUCAGAAUUGUACCAUCCGUGAUAAUAUCACUUUCGGAAUGCCAUUUGAGAGAACUCGCUACGACGAAAUCAUCUAUGCCUGCUCCUUACAAGCGGAUUUGGAUGUUCUUCCAGGAGGAGACUUGACUGAAGUUGGUGAGAAAGGUAUUACGUUAUCUGGUGGACAGAAGGCAAGAAUCUGUUUGGCCAGAAGUUUGUACCACGGAGGAGACAUCGUUCUCAUGGACGAUGUAUUAAGUGCCGUGGAUGCUCGUGUUGGUAAGCACAUAGUUCAGCAGUGCUGUCUUAACCUUUUGGCGGGAAAGACUAGAAUUUUGGCUACUCACCAGUUAUCGUUGGUGGAAACAGCAGACAAAGUGAUUUUCAUGAAUGGUGAUGGUACAUUCGACUUCGGCGUUUAUGAGGAUAUUAAGAAGAACGAGAAGUUUGCCAAAUUGCUCUCGUACAAUCAACAGAAAUCUGCAGAGGAACAGAGGAAAUUGAAAGAAAGUAAAGAGGCAGCUCUCUUAGAUACAGACUCUACUGACAUUACGGAGGUGAUUGGCGAAAGCGAAGACAAGGAUAGAUUCGAUCAGCUGUUGAAGAGAAGAAUGGUGAAAACCGAUGAUAUUACUGAAGUUUUCGAGGAAGUAGACGAGGAAUUCGAGUUUAAAGACGUUUACGCCAACAAGGAUGCUUCUAAGGGAAAAAUCAUUGAGGAAGAAGAAAAGGCAGUCAACUCACUCAAGGGGUACGUUUACAAAACUUAUAUCAAGUUUGGAGCCGGAAAAAUCACUGUUCCAGGAUUUUUGGUACUCUUCACAAUUACUUCUGCCAUUGCUGUGUUUGGAGAAAUUUUCUCGAAUACUUGGCUUUCUUUCUGGGUCAGCGACAAGUUUGACAAACCUUCCAAUUUCUAUAUUGGGCUCUACGUGUUGUUUACCAUGCUUUUCUUCAUUUUCUUACUCUUCGAGUAUGUCGCAGUUGCCUUUGUUGCCAGUAACGCACUGAAAAAGCUCAAUAUCGCUGCUGCUAAACGUGUCUUGGGAGCUCCGAUGAGCUUCUUGGACGUUACGCCGCUAGGCAGAAUUCUUAACAGAUUUACUAAAGAUACUGAUGCCUUGGAUAAUGAAAUCGCAGACAACUUGAAAAGAUUAGUCUAUUCAUUAUCAUUUAUCAUCGGUCUGAUUGUUUUGAAUUUGAUCUAUUUGCCAUGGAUUGGUAUAGUCAUUCCCUUACUUGGAGCUGCUUAUGUUGGUGUGGCCAAUUACUAUCAGGCCAGUUCUCGAGAAAUCAAGAGAUUGGAGGCUGUUCAAAGGUCGUUCGUGAUCAACAAUUUAAGUGAGAUGCUCAAUGGUAUGAGUACCAUCAAAGCUUUCAAAAAGAAAGAUUAUUUCCUUUUAAGAAACGAACGGUUCAUGGAUGAAACAAAUGAGGCAACAUUUCUCAGCAAUGCCGUAUCCAGGUGGUUGGCAAUUAGUCUUCAAAUGAUUGCUUCGACAUUUGGUUUGAUAGUGUGUGUUCUUAGUGCUGCUGGAGUAUUCAAGUUGCUGCCUGCUACAGUCGGUUUGUUGAUCAACAACGUGAUUGGAUUGUCUUACCAGCUUUCUGCUAUCACUUCCUUCAUCACCCAAGUGGAAAAUGACAUGAACUCCGUUGAAAGACUCAUUUUCUACGCGGACAAAAUUCCCCAAGAAGAAAAUCCCGAGAUUCAAGGUCUCACCCCACAAAAGGAGGUCUGGCCGUUAUCCGGAAAGUUGGAGUUUGACAAUGUAUCCAUGCUGUAUCGUCCCGGCCUCCCUCCGGUAUUGAAGAACCUCUCGUUCAAGGUCCAGGCAGCAGAGAAGAUUGGAGUAUGUGGAAGAACCGGAGCCGGCAAGUCAUCUAUCAUGGCAACAAUCUUCCGACUCCACGAAUUGGACUCCGGUGCUAUCUUGUAUGAUAACAUGGAUAUAUCCAAGCUUUCACUAACAGCUCUUCGAAGCAAUAUCUCUAUAAUUCCACAAGAGCCAGUGUUGUUUUCGGGUACCAUCAGACGGAAUUUAGAUCCAUUUGGAGAGCAGACUGAUGAUACUCUUUGGGACGCAUUAAGAAGAAGUGAGAUCUUGUCUGAAGAGGAGAUUGGGGUCGAGAGAGCUAGAGCAAAGACGGAAGACGCAGAGAAUAUGCACAAAUUUCAUUUAGAUCAGAUCGUUUCUGAGGAAGGAGCCAAUUACUCUGUGGGAGAGAGACAGCUUAUUUCGUUUGCCAGAGCACUUGUUCGUAACACGAAGAUUUUGAUUUUGGACGAGGCAACUUCGUCCGUUGAUUACGAGACAGACCAUAAGAUCCAGAGCACUAUCAACCGAGAGUUUGGCCAUUGCACAAUCUUGUGUAUUGCCCAUCGGUUGAAAACGAUCUUGCAUUACGACAAGAUCUUGACGUUGGACAGGGGGGAGAUUCGACAAUUCGACAAGCCGAAGGUGUUGUUCCAUGAAAACGGAAUUUUCAGACAGAUGUGUGAUCGGUCAGGAAUAACGGCCGAUGAUUUCUAA